Mercenaria mercenaria is the source of this 8110-nucleotide messenger RNA. RefSeq names its product kinesin heavy chain-like. Gene Ontology annotation, biological process: microtubule-based movement. NCBI's taxonomy places the organism in Eukaryota, Metazoa, Mollusca, Bivalvia, Venerida, Veneridae. The coding region runs from base 317 to 3271 and encodes 984 amino acids. Gene Ontology annotation, molecular function: microtubule binding; microtubule motor activity; ATP binding. The record is from RefSeq and is a predicted model, not a curated record. The transcript is spliced from 26 exons.
ACAGUGCUUUUUUGCUAAUGGAGGACAGGAGGCAGAAUAUUUGAUGAUGUUCUCCGAUAUUUUCUGAUUUUGACAGCUGUAAAAAGUUUUAGAGCAUCAUCAAAACUGAACGAAAACACAGGCAUUUUAAUCAACAGGUUCCUACCUGUUUUAAAGGAAAAUACAUAUUUUUUCUUCAAAGAAACUGCGAAAGUACAGAGGAAAAUUUAUAAAUCAAAGAUGGAAAGUUGACGAAAGAACAGUCUAGGAUAAACAUUUUUAUUAUUUAUUUAUCGAAAAUCUUGUCUAUUUAAUAACGUAAUCACGAAAUAUAGGAAUGGCAGAGCCGGCUGGUCCAGCAGAUGAAACGAUAAAGGUCGUUUGCCGAGUUCGUCCUCUCAACAGCUCUGAGGAAAAGGCAGGAAGCAAGUUUGUGUUGAAAUUUCCAUCAGAUGAAACAAUUUCAUGUGGUGGUCUAGGAUCAGAUGGACGUGGCCCACUGCGCUCUUCAAUAAAGACUCAAAAAGUGUUUGCGUUUGAUCGAGUGUUGAAGCCAAAUGUCACCCAAGAGUAUGUCUACACAGUGGCUGCAAAGCCAAUUGUUGCUGAUGUACUCAGUGGCUAUAAUGGAACUAUUUUUGCGUACGGUCAAACAUCAUCGGGAAAGACGCAUACAAUGGAAGGUGUGCUUGGGAGUGCAGAAAUGCAGGGUAUCAUACCUCGAAUUGUACAGGAUAUUUUCAACUACAUCUAUGGCAUGGAUGAAAACUUAGAAUUCCAUAUAAAAGUUUCCUACUUCGAGAUCUACAUGGACAAAAUUAGAGAUCUGUUAGAUGUUACCAAGACCAAUUUAUCAGUUCAUGAAGAUAAGAACAAAGUCACAUUUGUAAAGGGAGCAACUGAAAGGUUUGUGUCUAGUCCAGAGGAAGUUAUGGAGACAAUAGAUGAAGGCAAAUCUAAUAGACAUGUAGCAGUAACAAAUAUGAAUGAACAUAGCAGUAGAAGUCAUAGUGUGUUUUUAAUCAACGUGAAACAAGAAAACACAGAGACACAAAAGAAACUGAGUGGUAAACUGUAUCUAGUCGAUUUAGCUGGUAGUGAAAAGGUCAGUAAAACAGGCGCAGAGGGCGCUGUGUUAGACGAGGCAAAGAAUAUCAACAAAUCUCUGUCAGCUCUAGGAAAUGUCAUCUCGGCACUUGCUGAAGGAAAUAAAAGCCAUGUCCCGUACAGAGACAGUAAAUUAACACGUAUAUUACAAGAAAGUUUAGGAGGCAAUGCAAGAACUACCAUGAUUAUUUGUUGUUCCCCAGCGUCAUACAAUGAGUCGGAAACUAAAUCCACCUUGCUCUUCGGACAGAGAGCGAAGACGAUCAAGAACGUUGUCACUGUGAAUGAAGAAUUAACUGCUGAGGAAUGGAAGAGACGGUAUGAGAAAGAAAGAGAGAAGAACAGCAAACUGAAGGUCAUUCUGGAGAAGCUUGAGGCUGAACUGAAGGCUUGGAGAAGUGGUCAGUCUGUGCCUGAGGAUGAACAAAUAGACAUGAAGCGCUCAGUCACGGAGGAGACACCCAAUGCCACGCCAUCUACAUCAAUGAUUGGCAGUAUUACAGGCAGUCUAAGCAACGUCAGUGAAGCUGACAAACUGGCAUUUGAACAGGAAAAAUUGAAAAUAUAUCAGCAGCUUGAUGAUAAGGAUGAGGAGAUUGACAAACAGUCUCAGCUGAUAGAGAAGAUGGAACAACAGAUGCUGGAACAGGAAGAGUUGAUUGCACAGGCACGGAAAGACAAUGAUAACCUUCAGCAGGACAUGCAGAGUAUCUCGCAAGAUAACGAUGCUGCCAAAGACGAGAUAAAGCAGGUAUUGAAUGCACUUGAAGAACUGGCCAUGAACUACGACCAGAAAGAACUGGAGGUGGAAAACAAGAACAAAGAAUAUGAUCAACUUAAUGACGAACUUAACCAGAAAAUUAGUUUGUUGAACACACUACAGUCAGAGUUGGACAAUGUGAAAGACUCCUCCCUCCAUCAGCGUAAGCGAAACACAGAUAUGAUGAUGUCACUUUUGCGUGACCUUGGAGAUAUUGGAACAAUUAUUGGCGGAGAUGCCAUUGAAACUAAGAUGGCGACUGGCAACUCUGAGAAGAUUGAGGAAGAGUUUACUGUUGCACGUCUAUACAUCAGCAAGAUGAAGACGGAGAUAAAGUCACUUGUAACCAAGGCAACACAGUUGGAGUUGACUGGCACUGAAGCAAACAAAAAACUUGAUUUUGCUGAGAAAGAUCUGUCAGAUUGUAAACUUCUCAUCAUUCAGCAUGAGGCAAAGAUGAAGUCUUUACAAGAAACGAUCCAGGAUGUAGAGGCAAAGAAGAGACAGUUGGAAGAGAAUGUUGAUAACUUAAGUGAGAAGCUAGUCGCUGCUUCAGCUGCAGAACAAGUCCAUCAAUCAGCCCAGAAAGAUCUCCAGUCGUCAGUUGAGAUGCAAAGUUCCCUGGAAGCCCAGCUAGAGGCCCAUAGAGAAACACACCAGAAACAGAUCUCCAGUCUCCGUGAUGAGAUCGCAACAAAACAGGCACAUAUGGAUCAGCUGAAAGACACCAAUCAGAAGCUGAGUCUUGCCCUGGAGAAGUUACAGGGAGAUUAUGACAAACUGAAACAAGAUGAGACAGAGAAAAGUGCCAAGUUAGCAGAGCUUUCUCAACAGAUUGAUAGACGUGAACAGGCAAGACAGGAUCUGAAGGGGCUUGAAGAAACUGUGGCUAAGGAAUUACAGACCCUGCAUAACUUGAGAAAGUUGUUUGUACAAGAUCUGCAGAACAGAGUUAGAAAGACAAUGAAGAAGGGAGAGGAUGAUGAUGAUGAUGAUGUUGGAGGCAGUGCAGCAGCAAAACAGAAAAUCAGCUUCCUUGAGAAUAACCUGGAACAACUUACCAAGGUCCAUAAACAGCUUGUCCGCGACAAUGCCGAUUUGAGAUGCGAAUUGCCCAAGUUAGAGAAACGUCUUCGUGCAACAAUGGAUAGAGUUAAGUCACUUGAGUCAGCGUUAAAGGAUGCUAAAGAGGGAGCCAUGAGAGACAGAAAACGAUACCAGCACGAGGUUGACAGAAUCAAGGAGCACGUGCGUCAGAAGAAUCUCGAGAGGAGAGGACAUGCUGCACAGAUAGCUAAACCAAUUCGACCAGGAGGUCGUCAUCCCAGCCAGUCAGCUGCAGGCCCUCAGUCUGUAGGAAUUCGAGGUGGAGGUGGUAGUGCAGUGGUAAAUGGGCCUGUCACCAGGAAUGAAACCAAAGCUUAAAGACCCAAGAUAUAUACCAGACUGUUUUCUGUUUGAAAAUCACCACUCAAAACCAGUUCAGAUUAUCACAUCAUGAAUUUAUAAAUUUAUUCCUGGAAGACACAAAUGGGAAAAGAUACUGUGUAUUAUAACUGUUUGAUGACUGUACUUUGGGAAAUAAUUAUGGAACAAGUGGUUUUCAUAAUCUUGACGUUUCACUUUCAUAAAUUUACGUUUAAUGACACAAACUGAAAAACCAUACGCUUAAUUGAUAUGUACUAAGCUUUUUUACAUGAAGUGUUAAUUAGAAAUGCACAAAAAGUACGUGUGAAUUUGAAUUUCAGUCUUGAAUGUAAAAUAUUUUCUAGUAGUUGUUUGAAUAUACAGUACAUCGUGAUUUUUGAUAAAUAUUGUAGCUUCUUGCAUGAAAACGUAGGUUCCAGUUUUAUUUCCCUAUGAACAAGCUGUUUUCUAAAUAUUGUGAUUUACUAUUGUAUUCUUUGCAUUCCAAAUGCCGUUUUCUGCUUCCGCGAUAUUUAGCAGUUUUAUGUCUCGAUUAGUUUGUGACAUUGUAGCUGGUAUCAGUUGUGCAUUUUGAUAUGUAAACUGGUUGACAUCUGUAGACAUCAAUACUGUUGUUUUUGUUGUAUAUAAGAAGGAACCGAAGUGUGUAAAUAAAAAGGUUGAUGGAAUACUGUUUUAUAUGAUGGUGAUUUUAAUGUAAACGAUGAAAUAAUAUAGCGUAAUGUGAUGUGUGAAGUGAUAUAUAAUAUCUAUAUGUUUUGAUGGGUUUAUAUACAUUGUAUCAAUCAAUCAUGUUUACUCUUCAGUAUGGUAUAUAUAACAUGUACAUUCAUUUUACAGCAUGGUGUACAGCAUUUGUUAAUGAAAAUUGUAGUAAAAAUGAUAGAAGCAAUCAAAUUGGCUUUAUAUAGAUAUUUGGGGAAGAAAAAAAAUCAAGGUUGUGAUUAUUUCUGUAUGGAUUUAAGGUCACGGAUGAAAUAUAAAGUAGAGCUUUCCUUUGGAAAAAAGAGCUUUUUUGCAUAUAAAAUGGAGCUUUCUUUUGUAAAGAAGAGCUUUUUGUAUGUAAAGUAGAGCUUUCUUUUGUAAAGAAGAGCUUUUUCACAUAAAGAUAAAACUGAAAAUGGAGCGAUAUAUUUCUUGUGUAGACAUCGGAGCUACAGAUUAAUAUUGGCGAUUUGUAGGAUAUAUAGUAAAAUCAUUUCAUCAGAGUUCCGAAAUGUUUAUGGAUAAUGGUAUAUAAAUAAAUACUAAUUGUACAUGAGGAAAUAGACACAUUUGCUAUGGGGAUUAUUUAGCUUAGGGAGAAACAGGAAUUUGGGUAUAUUAGGGUGUAAAUAAUUUGUACAUGCAAAUGGAUUUUUGUUUGCUUUCAAGUUGGUAGAUGGCAGAUACACAAAGAAAUGCUUUUCUGCCUGUACUUUUAGGCAGUCUUGUGUAGAAAAAAGGUUUAUGUUCAAAACUGAAAUCUUUAGGCCAAUAUAAAUUUAUUCCUAGAAUGUUGUAACUUCUUCAAAAAUCCAGAGUGAUAGAUUUACCUUUAUGUCCAUGACCCAUUUGAUUCUUUCACUCCUGAAUUUUUAAUGUUGGUGAUUUACUUGAAAGAAAAAUUGAUUGCCUGUUUAAAGUUAUGUAAUAAGCAUUAUGGAGAUACUUUCAUACUGGCCUUUGGUUAUAAGGAACUGGUGAUUUUGGCAUAUGAAAUGGAGCUUAAUGUAUGUAUUGUUAAAAAUGUACUUUUGUAGGAUUUAGAUAGUUGGGAGAUGGUAUACUUAUUUCUGAAUUUUAUAAAUUGGCUGAUUUGAACCCUGACUUUCAGCAGUUUACUGUUCAUCUAGGCAUAGUAAAAACUAUUUUCAACUUUAAGAUGUUAUAGUAUGAAACAGACAAGAUUUGCAAUGAAUUUAGAUAGCUUUUCAGCCAAUAUAUAAGAUACUGAAUGUACAGUAAGUUCAUUAAUUUAUUUAUGUAACUUCCACAUUAUAAUGUGCAAUAUUAUGUCACUUUUUUUCUGUAUUACAUGUCUGUUAUCCAGUAUUUUAUUAUAAUACUGAGUGCUUGUGUGAAGUUUUAUACAUUGUGCUAUUUAGCAAGUAUACCAUUCUCUGUGAGAACUGAACAUAUUUUUUUCUCCAUGCUAUUGCUAUCUCAUUUUCAAGGAGUGAUAAAACUACAAAUGCUUAAGUUCUGUUUAGAAAUCAAAGUAUUCCCGUUUUGGUUUGUGGCACAUUAACAUAGAGGUUGUAAGUUUAACUCCUACUUGGCUGACCUAGUUUUGUAACUUCCAAGGAAAGGCCACAGAUGUAUCAAAGUAUGUCAGAAUUUUUUUGUUGGAUUGGUUUGAAAGAUACAUGAGCUGAUGGAAUGUGUAUUGGUUGAUUUUAUGAAGGUUUUUUUGUUAUAUCUUCUUAUGAAUUUGUAAACUCAUCACUCAGUAUGUUGUUAGCCCCUGUCAGUGAAAAGCAUUGUUAAAAUUGUUACCUCAGUCCCAUAUUGCAUUCAUUUGUUGAGUAGGAUCUACAUUCUGACUGAGAUUAUAUUUAAGUAUUAUAAGAAGUGUAUUGAUAGUAUUGGGUAAGUUUUAUGAAUGAAAUGAAGGUUUGGAAUUUCGGUGUAAGAUUUUUACAAAAUGAAGGAUAUUGUUUCUUCAGCGUUGAGGUUUGUCGCUCUCCCACAAAAUUGCUUUCAGGAUGGAAGCAUUAAAUUCCAAUAUCAUAACAUACAUAUUGUAUUGUCAUCUACUUAGUGGGAAGUAAUGUAGUUGAAGCAUCACUUUUUAUCUUGGUUAUAAAUUAGUGUUGCUUUUCCUCCAUUGUGUACAGGGAAAACACAUGGUUUGCUGAUAAUUGUAAGGGAAAGCUGUUUUAACUAGGGAUUGAGCAGGAAUGUGACCUUUAGAUGAAAGUUUAUUGAGCAUGAAUUUUAAUGACACUGUCUGAUGUUUCUUUCUAUGACCUCUGGGUAAAAUUUGAUACUUUUGCAAAGUCAUUACAGUCAAUAUUGUAAAGUUCUUCUCGAGUGAAACUUAAAAAGUUCUAGGAGCUUUGACUUCUAUGGGUUGGGAAUUUACUUUUGAUGAGUCUUUUUUUGUAUCUGGGGGAAUCUUCUAGCUGGCUUGGGGAAGGCUGGUGGGUCUAAAUAGGUACUCACUCAUUCCUAAUAAACAUGCACAGUGUUCAUUCCAAAAAUUUUUUUAAGUGGGGUCAAAGGGCCCCAUGAAGGACAAAAACUUGGGGACAUUUGAAAAAAAAAAAAAAACAGGGGCCACAAAAGAAUAACUGUUUAACUUGAAAAUGAAAAGCUGUAUUUUUAACACUUUUUUUUUUCCACUUUUAAAACGUUGGAGAAUGAUAGUGGUUCUACAUAAGUACUCACACAGAACAGCUUGGGUCUUUCUCUACCAUUUAAGCUGAAAAUUCAUUAUAUGAACUGAAUUUUUAUUGAACGUAAAACACGUCUUGUUUUAAGUGCCCAGGAUGUAAACUCACAACCUCUAUAGCACAUUUUCAGAUUACAGGUAUCACUACGUCACACUCAAUGCGGUCAUCCCUAUUAUUAGUAACAAACUCUCAUGGCUCAGAGAUUUUCGGACAGUAGAAUUCUAUAGCACAUGAGAGUUAAUUACUGUAAGGAUUGCAUUUGCACAUUCUUAUCCCACAGUAAAUGAUGUAUCUGGCCAGUGUUGCAAAAUUUGUUUAUAUUUAAGGCACUAAAUUGCAUAUUAACUGAGAUGGUUGAAUAUUUGGUUCAUUUUGUUCAUUAUCUUUUUAAUAUUGUCACAGGGGCUGAUUAGAGAAUGUGCUAUUGUUGAAUAGGUACUUCAGUAUGUCACACCACAUUCAAGAUUUCACUGAAAAGUUGAAACAAUUUCUUCCUUUGGUUUGUUCUUAGUGGAAAACCAUACAAAUUCAUUAUUACAUUAUUCAGAUGUUUAAAAUAAUAAAUUUCAGGCAAAUGCAGAAGUACCUGCCACAUUUUCGAUCAAAGUGAUUUGACUGACAUGUUUGUGUUGUGGCCUGUCAUGUGUUUUCCAUUACUUAAAAUGUUUGGCUUAGUCAUGGGAAAAAAUAAUAUUGUUCACAGUUUGUUUGUCAAGAUAUAUAUGUGAUAGAUAUAUAAUGGGAAUAUCUAUAUUUUGAAUGCCAUGUAAAUGGUAUCAGUUACAAAUACUUACGGGCAUAAUUCAUAUACUUGUAGUAGUACAUAGCUGUAAAAUAUGUAAUGAUAAUAUUUAUAUAUACUCUGAGUGUAUGUGUAGGGGUUGAAUUCAUCCUGAAGGGUGAGUCUUAUCAGUUCAGGGUGGAAGGAUUUUCUAAAGAGACCUAAUAUUUAAUAAAGCAGAUGUACAAACAAUACACGCAUUCAGUGAAUGAUUUGAUUAAUCAGAAGGCAAAAAUAUUUUGCUUGUGUUUUUUACUCCAAAAUAUGCAAAUUAAAGGACAUGCGCCUAGUACAUAGAGUUACUUAAUAGUCAUAGUAGUGAAUAAUUUAUCAGAGGCUUAUGUUAUUGUGAGGUUCUGGAAAAAAUUGUGAGGUUUUGAGGAGAAAAAACGUUAUUGAAAGGCGAAUUCAAAUCGAGGGGUGGGUAAUAUUGUUGACAAAAUAAGCUUGUAAAAUGUUUGAAUGAGUAAUAUUGUCUCAUGUUUAAAAUACUUUACUCCAAUUUUUAAUCAUGUUUUUAAGAAAGAUUGUUAUUUCUAAUAAGCAUGUAUUUUGUGUGUUGUGCAUCUGUCCUUGUUUUAAACUAUGUAAUAGGAUGCUUAUAAAUUAUGUUGCAUUUUGCUGGGUUUCUACAGCUGUGUCAUUCACUUGAAUAAAGAUGCUAAAGUGAAAUCUUCA